AUGAGCACAACCUUGUUUAGAAUGGCCCAAUCUACACUUCAAUAUCACCGUUCUAACAUCUUUAUUCUGCCUUUCUUCUCGACAACGGCUAAUAAAAAGCCUGAACAAUGGCUUAAAGCUCUAGACAUCAAAACAUUGCCCGUAAGAAGCUUCUCGUUCCAAUUCGAUCGAUCUAGUGGUCCUGGUGGACAAAAAGUCAAUAAGAGUAGCACAAAAUGCACCAUGACGAUCUACGGGUUUUCAAAAUGUCCAUGGAUCCCACAAGAAGUACGAGAUCAGCUUAUGGCUAAAAACUUACGGUACUGGGCGCGAUCAAAGGAUUGCAUUGUCAUACAGUCCGAUCAAACUCGAAGUCGAGAGACUAAUAAAGAGCUUUGUCUAGACAAGUUUGUCAAAGAGAUUAAGGACGUUUGCUGGUUUGCCGGACCGGUAAGCGCUCAGGACAAGGAGAAAUGGGAAGGCGUACGACGCAAGACCAAGGAAUUCCGACUUCUAGAUAAAAAAUUUCAAAGCGACAAAAAACAACUCCGGCGGAAACAAAAUUUCCUCUGA
Lachancea lanzarotensis is the source of this 552-nucleotide messenger RNA. It is a transcript of the gene PTH4, whose product is annotated as LALA0S13e00848g1_1. Gene Ontology annotation, cellular component: mitochondrial large ribosomal subunit. The transcript has a single exon. Bases 1 to 552 code for a protein of 183 amino acids. Gene Ontology annotation, molecular function: translation release factor activity. Gene Ontology annotation, biological process: mitochondrial translational termination. Lineage: Eukaryota; Fungi; Ascomycota; Saccharomycetes; Saccharomycetales; Saccharomycetaceae. The record is from RefSeq and is a predicted model, not a curated record.